This is a messenger RNA of Astyanax mexicanus (Mexican tetra), 697 nucleotides long. RefSeq lists its product as uncharacterized. The record is from RefSeq and is a predicted model, not a curated record. Lineage: Eukaryota; Metazoa; Chordata; Actinopteri; Characiformes; Acestrorhamphidae. The transcript is spliced from 3 exons. Bases 77 to 697 code for a protein of 206 amino acids.
UAGAGAGGAGGAUCUCCUGAGUGAAGAAGGAGAGUUUCUGCUUUUGAUUAGAACUACUUCUUACUAAACGAGUGUGAUGGAAUCAGUUUCAGAAAUGAAUCUGAACCAGAGGCCAGUUCAGCGCCGAUUAAAGCUGAACCGAGAGAGCUGGAUUAAUACCCCCCAGCGAGGGCAGAACCAACGUCCUUCUAGAAGGGACAGAAGGCGCAAAAUCUCAACUGUUGACUCUGAGAUUAAUCAGACCAUCAACAGGGGGAUUAAACACAGGCUGCAGAACGAGGAUGAAGUCAUCCGGGAGAGUUCUGCAAAAAGGAAGGUGUUGGAGAAGACAGCAGGGAGACUUGAGAUCACCAUAAAACAAUCCACCAGGAAGUGGAAGAGCACUGACUCUGCAAAGGACACAGCACCACCGAAGAAACCUGAGAUCAGUCUGAACAAAGGGUUACUGAAUAAUCAUUCGGGGCUGUUCCCCCCGGAUGUCCAGGCCAGGCGACACCCCAGAUCUGCACAUUACAGCAGUGAACUUCAUCAAGGAUCCUGCCUUUACUCAGCAUUAAACAUGCUGGCUAUAAUUUAUACUUUCCUCAGUGACUGUGUGUGUUUUUUCUUUUUAAACACCAGCUACAUGACUGCAGGCACAGAUUUAAUAAUUAAACAGACAUAUCAUGUUCCUCCAAUGAAGGCACAGUGGGCUUAA